Molecule: messenger RNA, 1084 nt
Organism: Aegilops tauschii subsp. strangulata
Lineage: Eukaryota; Viridiplantae; Streptophyta; Magnoliopsida; Poales; Poaceae
Source: RefSeq, a predicted model, not a curated record
CUUGAGGAUGCCGAGCUUCACGGAGCUGUAGACGACACCGACGCCGAAGGCGGAGAUCCUGGCCACCUGCAAAGCAACAUCCAUCAUGAGGACAAGAAACCUGACCGUCAGCCAGUCAGUCAGCCAAAUCUAAUCUGCGAGGCCGCGGAUGAAUCAACAACAUCCAUCGCGAGGACAAAAAACUUAUCCACUCUGGAAAAUCAGAAUGACUAGAGACAAUGUGACACACUCAAAUCCAUGUGCAUUCCUCCAAACUUAACUGAAUGAACAGAGCAUAGUUUUCACUUUUCAGUAUAUCAUCCAAAGAUACUACCAAACUGUGUAGUCCGUUAGUAAAAUCACUGAAACCUCUUUCCUGCUUUCAACAAAGGGCCCAACUGAUGUCUGAAGCUAUUGUACUUGACAGACAUAGUUUGUAGCUAAAGAUGACAAACAUGGAAGCACCGUGCACACAUCAGUUAGAUAAACAAGAAUGUGCAGGCGCAUGUACCACAUGGUUAGAAAAAAAUGUUUAAAUCCGGGAAGAGAGAGGCCUAAUAAUGUGCAGGAGGAGAGAGGUGGGCAUGGCCGGGAAGAAGCCAGCGGCGCUGAGCACUGCGCCUUCCGAGGGCGAGGAGAGCGCCGUCGUCCCCAGCUCCACUACCAAGCGCGGGCCCGGUAGACCUAAGAAGGACCCGUCCCUGCCGCCGCCGCCGGCGCCAGCCCCGGCUCCACUGGGGAAGGGGGAGAAGGCGGCCACCCCAAAGAAGAAGAAGGGUGAGAUGGAGAAGGCAGCCACCCCGAAGAAGAAGGAAGGGGAGAAGGCGGCGGCGCCAGAGAAGAAGGAGAAGGGGGAGAAGGCGGCGGCGGCAGAGAAGAAGAAGGAGAGAUGGCAGCGUCCUUGGAGAAGAAGGGGGACAAGCCGGUGAAGAAGAAGAAGAAGAAGAAGAAGGGGGACACGGCGGCGACCCGUCUCGUCCCAGCGUGGGUGGUGGUGGCGGCGACGAGAUCGUGGGGGAGAAGAGGAGUUCGACCGAGGGGUGGGUGAGGUUCACGAAGGGAUUGGUGGGGUGGGAGUGGAUCGGGUGGUGGGUGCUACGGCGGU